This is a messenger RNA of Orcinus orca (killer whale), 8116 nucleotides long. It is a transcript of the gene ZFP14, whose product is annotated as ZFP14 zinc finger protein. The record is from RefSeq and is a predicted model, not a curated record. The transcript has 4 exons. The coding region runs from base 2657 to 4138 and encodes 493 amino acids. Gene Ontology annotation, biological process: regulation of immune system process; negative regulation of transcription by RNA polymerase II; regulation of cytokine production. Gene Ontology annotation, molecular function: RNA polymerase II cis-regulatory region sequence-specific DNA binding; DNA-binding transcription repressor activity, RNA polymerase II-specific. Lineage: Eukaryota; Metazoa; Chordata; Mammalia; Artiodactyla; Delphinidae.
UAGCAACUUCAUCUCACUAGGACCUUCCAUUUCUAAACCAGAUGUGACUACCUUAUUGGAUGAAGGGAAGGAGCCCUGGAUGGUUGUAAGGGAAGGGACAAGAAGACAUCACCCUGGGGACAUGGGUUCGAUCCCUGGUCCAGGAAGAUCCCUCAUGCCAUGGAGCAACUAAGCCCAUGCGCCACAACUACUAAGCCUGUGCGCCACAACUACUGAAGCCUAAGUGCCUAGAGCCCAUGCUCUGCAACAAGAGCAAUGAGAAGCCUGCACACUGCAACCAAGAGUAGCCCCUGCUCGCUGCAGCUAGAGAAAGCCCACGUGCAACAACGAAGACCAAACGCAGCCAAAAAUAAAAUAAACUUUAAAAAAUAACUUGGAAAAAAAAUAACUUGGAAUUAUUUUCUUAUUUUUAAUGUGCUGGGCUACUUUAAAUAUUGUGCUACAUGCUUUCUAAAGUUUUGAUAAUCUUCAAGAUAGUUUUUGGAGAAGGUCUUUGACUACUUUCUCUAUAUUUUCUUAGAAAAUUACCCUUUAUUGCCACAGUAGUUCCUUACGAUUUUCAAAAUAUUCUGUUUUAUUAAUAAUUUGUUAGUGUCAAGAAGUGUAAAGGGUCUGAAAUUUUACCCUACUUGCAAGCUAACAAGUAGCCUACAGCAGUGUCAUGGAUGCUGGCAGAAGACACAAGACUCCUAAUCCAAAGGCAGAGGAUUUUAUUGCUCAAAGCACAACAAGCAGCAUGAACAUCAACAUAUUUGCCUUGUUCCUCUCUGCGCACAAGUUCCAUGGGGGUGAUGCGGAUGGUCCAGGUAGAUACGUGAGCAUUCAGUGAGCUGCAUUAUGGGAGAGGACCCGGAGUUUAGAGAACCCAAAUCUUUCAUAAUGGGUAAUACACAUGCAUGACCUUUGCUUUGAGGGAGAUACUACCUUUAUUAUAUUGAACAGUUAGCAAACCUGUAGGUUGAUUUAGAGAGAGAGAGUAUCUCUGCCUUCCAAGGGUAUUUGUUAUACAAACAUUCUCAAAAUGAUAGUCCAGAAAAAAGGUAGUCAGUGUUUCUGCUUGCAAGAUAUGCUCUGAUACCUAGUUGCUGUUUUUUAUUUUGUUUGAAUGCUUUCCUUUUUUUCCUUAAAAAAAAUAUAUUUUUUUAAUUUAUUAUUUUUGGCUGUGUUGGGUCUUUGUAGCUGUGCACGGGCUUUCUCUAGUUGUGGCGAGCGGGGGCUGCUCUUCGUUGCGGUGCAUGUGCUUCUCAUUGCGGUGGCUUCUCUUGUUGCAGAGCACGAACUCUAGGAACGCAGGCUCAGUAGUUGUGACUUAUGGGCUCCAGAGCCCAGGCUCAGUAGUUUUGGUGCACGGGCUUAGUCGCUCCAUGGCAUGAGGGAUCUUCCUGGAUCAGGGAUUGAACCUGUGUCCCCUGCAUUGGCAGGCAGAUUCUUAACUGCUGUGCCACCAGGGAAGUCCCUCCUGUUUUUUCUUAUUAUCUUAGCAGUUGGUUAAUAUAUUUCAUUUAAUUUUUUCAAACAACCUGGGUUUUUCACUUGCAUAUUAAUUUCAUUAUUUUACUGUUAUCUAAUUAAUGGAAUUCUGCAUUUAUUUUAAUUUAUUUUCUCCUGGGUUCCUCAGUAUACUUUGUUGUUCUUUUCUUAAGUUUUGAGUGGGAUACUCAUAUAUUUUUUUCUUUCAUUUCUAUUGCUCUAUUUAAAUGUAUUGAUGAAUUUUCUUCUAAGAUCUGUAGCUGUAUUUCAUAGAUUCUUGAUAAUGUGGUGUUUUCAGUAUUCUAGAAAUUCGUCAAUUUUUUUAAAUUUAGUAAAUAGUUUUAAAUUUUUGAAGUGAAGAUGUCUCUUGGUUUUAAGAUUUUAUUUCUCAUUUUGUUUCACAGUGAUCAAGCAAUGAUUUGAGUCAUUUCAACAGUUUUAUACAUUUAUACGGUAGUCACAGAAAAAUACUUUCCUAUCUCUCCUAUCCCAUCUUCUCCCAUCUCUUUUCUUACUUCAUUUGCAUUUAGAUAUUCUUCACUCAAGUCCCCCAUCUGGGUCACUGUCUUCAAGCCCACAUCUAACAUAGCCUUUAUUUGUACUCUCUUGUACUCAGGUGAUACCAAAUCCCAUUCCAUAGUUGACAGCCAUUCUUCUGUACUCAAUAUCUACACAUGCCUUUUUGCUCAGGAUUUCAUAAGCCUGUCAAUAUUAGCAUGAUUGAAAAAUAUUUGAGAUCAUUCUCUGGGAAGUACGAAAGUUUCUGCGGCUAUGUAGGAUUGGAGAGGAGCACCUAGGGAAGAUAUGGAGGAACAAGUGUUUGAGUAAAUGUAGCACUGAUGUAGUAAUUGUAUGAACUCUGGUGGAGAUAAGCAAGUCAUUGUAGUACAGUAUAAAAGAUUAGAGGCAGGGCCUCCCUGGUGGUGCAGUGGUCACAAAUCCACCUGCUAGUGCAGGGGACACCAGUUUGAGCCCUGGUCUGGGAAGAUCUCACAUGCUGCGGAGCAGCUAGACCCGUGCACCACAACUACUGAGCCUGCACUCUAGAGCCCACAAGCCACAACUACUGAGCCCACGUGCCACAACUACUGAUGCCUGCAUGCCACAACUCCUGAAGCCUGCAUGACACAACUACUGAAGCCUGAGCACCUAGAGCCCGUGCUCCACAACAAGAGAAGCCACCUCAAUGAGAAGCCCGCGCACUGCAAUGAAGAGUAGCCCCUGCUCACUGCAACUAGAUAAAGCCUGCGCACAGCAACAAAGACCCAACACAGCCAGAAAUAAAAUAAAUAAAAAAAAAGAUUUGGAGUCCAGAUACAGGACCAACACUUUAUCUCCAGAAAAGGACAUUUAUGAAAUAUAUUCAUUCCAGUGGGAGAUAAUGGAAAGAAUUAAAAGCUAUGGCCUUCAAGACUCCUUUUUUAGAAAUGAUUGGGAAUGCAAAAGCAAGAUUGAGGGGCAAAAGGAACCACAAGAGCGAUAUUUUGGGCAAGUGAAAAUUGCUUCUGAAAAAAUGUCCACUUACAAAAGGCAUAAUCUUCUUGCUGAGUAUCAGAGAAUUCAUAAUGGAGAAAAGUUAUAUGAAUGUAAGGAAUGUAGGAAGACCUUUAUUCGUCGCUCAACACUUAGUCAACACCUGAGAAUUCAUACUGGUGAAAAACCUUACAAAUGUAAAGAAUGUGGGCAGGCCUUUAGACAGCGUGCACACCUUAUUAGACAUCACAAACUUCAUACUGGUGAGAAACCCUAUGAAUGUAAGGAAUGUGGGAAGGCCUUUACAGUCCUCCAAGAACUUACUCAACAUCAGAGACUUCAUACUGGUGAAAAGCCCUAUGAAUGUAAGGAAUGUGGGAAGGCCUUUAGAGUACAUCAGCAGCUUGCUCGACAUCAGAGAAUUCACACUGGUGAGAAGCCCUAUGAAUGUAAGGCAUGUGGGAAGACUUUUAGGCAGUGUACACACCUUACUCGACAUCAGAGACUUCAUACUUCUGAGAAGCUCUAUGAAUGUAAGGAAUGUGGGAAGGCCUUCGUAUGUGGUCCAGACCUUAGAAUACAUCAGAAAAUUCAUUUUGGGGAGAAGCCCUAUGAAUGUAAGGAAUGUGGAAAGGCUUUUAGAAUAUGCCAACAGCUUACUGUCCAUCAGAGUAUUCAUACUGGUGAGAAACCCUAUGAAUGUAAAGAGUGUGGGAAGACUUUUAGAUUAAGGCAACAACUUGUUCGCCAUCAGAGAAUUCAUACUCGUGAGAAACCCUAUGAAUGUAUGGAAUGUUGGAAGACCUUUAGUAGUUACUCACAACUUAUUUCCCAUCAGAGCAUUCAUAUUGGUGAGAGACCUUAUGAAUGUGAAGAAUGUGGGAAGGCCUUUAGACUACUCUCACAACUUACUCAACAUCAGAGUAUUCAUACUGGUGAGAAACCUUAUGAAUGUAAGGAAUGUAGAAAGCCUUUUAGAUUGCUCUCACAACUUACUCAACAUCAGAGUAUUCAUACUGGAGAGAAACCUUAUGAAUGUAAGGAAUGUGGUAAAGCUUUUAGACUUUAUUCUUUUCUUACUCAACACCAGAGAAUUCAUACUGGUGAGAAACCCUACAAAUGUAAGGAAUGUAAGAAGGCCUUUAGACAACAUUCACACCUUACUCAGCAUCAGAAAAUUCAUAAUGGAAUUUAAUACAAGAAGGCUUUCAAAUGUACAUGUUACAGAACAUCAGAAAAUUCAUUUUUGAGAAAAUUUGUUUCAUGCUCAUAACUAAGCAUUAAGAAGUUUAUAUUUCAGAAAAAAUUGUUGCUUUAAAACCUUCCACCACCAUUCAGACAUUGUAUAUCUUCAGCAAAUUUAUAUGAGGAAAUAAUAUAAUGAAUGCAGGAAAACCUUUAGCGUUAUCUAUCAUUAUCACCAUUUCACCCCUUUAUUACCAGUGUGUUAUUAGAUAAGGUACUUAAAUUUCUGUGCCUCAUUUUGCUCACUUGUAAAAUGGUGAUAGUAGUACCUAUGUAUAUUAGUUAUUUAUUGCUGUGUAAUAAAUUACCACAAACUUAGUAGCUUAAAAUAAUACACAUUAUCUCAGUUUCUGUGGGUCAGGAAUCUAGGCAUAACUUAGUUGGGUUCUCUGCUUCAGGGCCUCUCACAAGGCUAAAAUCAAGAUUUCAAUCAUGGCUGAGUCUCAUUGGAAGGCUCAACUGGGGAAGGGAUGCACUUCCAACCUCAUGUGGUUGUUGACUGAAUUAAUUCACUGAGGGCUGUUGCGCUGAGGUCCUCAGUUUCUAGCUGGCUGUUGGCUAAAUGCUGACUUCAAUUCCUUGCUACAUGGGCCUCUUCAAGGUGGCUGCUUACUUCAUCAGAGUGUGCAAGCCAAGGAAGCAAGAGGCUGCUAGCAUCAAAGAAGCUAUCGUCUUGUGUAAUCUAAUCAUUGAAAUGACAUUAUUUCAUCACCUUUUCUAUCUUCUUUUGGUUAGAAGCAAGGAACUAGGCCACCCUACACUCAAGGGAACAGGCUUACACAAGAGUAUGAAUGCCAGGAGGAAGGGACCACUGGGGCCAAUUCAGAGUCAGCCUGCUACAUCAUGUAAUAGAAUUGUUGUGAGGAGUGAGUAGUUAAUACUUGGAAAAAUAGCAGCCACAUAGCAUGUUUUCUGUAAAUAUUACCUAUAGUUGUUAUUAACAUCAUUAGUAUUAGUGAAUUCAUAUGAGAGGAAUAUCCUAUAGAAGUAAUAAAUGUAGAAAUGCCUCCUGUCACUGCUCAGCACUUACUAAACUUAAGAUAAUUUAUUCUGGAUAAAAUCUAGGAGGUUAUACUGAAUGUGAGAAGUUCUUCAUCACUUGAGCUGCAUCCAAAAUUUCAUGCUGAAAAGAAACCUUAUGAAUUUUACGAAUAUGAGGUUGUUAAGAGUAUAACUAUUGGAAGAAUCAAAGAGAAAUACGAAAUUAUUUUCCCAUAAUAAAUUCCAAAGAGUAAAUGUUUUAUAAUCUCUCAUCUCUGACCACCAUUCAAUUAAUUAGAAAUUAUCAAAAAGGUGGCAUAAAGGAACUAACCACUUGGAAAUUUAAUUGUGUGUGUGUGUGUGUGUGUGUGUGUGUGUGUAUGAUACUCUUGUAUAAAAGAAAGAAAACAUUCCAUUACAGUCAAUAUACUUUUUGAUGCUCAAAUUGCCCCAUCUUCAGCCAGUGGGAGUUGGGUCUUUUCACAUGAUCCCAAUAGCAGUUUGAUAAUUUGCUCAGUUAUGGCUGCUAUGGGAAAUGCUUGGGUACCAACUCAUUAUUCUGAAAACCAAUAAAUAAAUGGAAAAAUAAGUAUUUAUUUUGCUUUUCCCAUGUGAAUCAAGUUUCAGAGUCACCCAAAACUCAUCAAAUUAAUUUUUUUUUAAUUUAAGAAAUCUCACCAGUAAAUACAGAAAAAUUGAUAGGAUUAGAAAAAUUUUCUAGUUCCUAAUGGAAUAAUGGGUCCAGAAAAUGAUCUUCAGUGGAUAUUAAAACUAUUUGGGAAAAAGUUUAUAGUGAGAACGUUACAUUGGAUUUAUCAAGCUGACCACCUCUGAGCCCUUUAUUCAAUUUUAACGUCUAUAAAGGUGGGACUAUCAGACAAUAGGCACCUCCUGAUACAAUGCAAUUAGGAAGUACAUACCACUACCUAUGAAGUCUUAUUGCCAGAAUAAUGAACUGAAGGAAUCAAACCUUUAAAUCAAAAAUUUUAAAGCCAAGAAUUUGGGGAAUAGAUGAAAAAGUAAAUGGCACCGCAAGGAAGCAGCCAAGCAGAUCCAGAAUGUGUAAAAUUCUACAAAACAAAUGACCUGAUUUCUUCAACUAAUGAGUGGCAUGAAAAAGAAAAGAAGGGCACUGUUAACAGAUUAAAAAAGAUGAGGCAUAUCAACUAAAUUCAAUAUGUGGGUAUUAUUUGGACCCAGAUUGAACAAAAUGUAAAACAACAUUUUGGAGACUGGGGGAAAUCUGGACAUGCACUGAGUAUUAAAUGAUUUUUAGAAAUAUUAGAUUUGUUUGUUAGGGAUGAUAAUGUCAAUGUGGUUAUUAAAAGAUAGAACAUCCUAUGUGUUAGAGAUACAUAUAUAUGAAAUAAGAUACCCAGAUUUGCAUUAAAAUAACUCCAGCAAAAGAAAAAGAAAGCAAAUUGGCAAAGAGCUAGAAAGUAGAUUAGCAAAAUGUUGAUAAUUACUGAAGUAGAGUAGCUGUUUAUGGAGGGUUCAUUGUUUUAACAUUUUUACCUUUUUAUGUAUUUGAAGUAAUAUUUAAAAUCAAAGCUGAAAUUAUACACUACUUAAGAAAUGAUUGUUAAUGAGAUGCCUGCAUAUCUAAAUUUGUCAGAUGUAACCAAAGUUCUAUUCAGUGAGAAAUGUGUGCCCCCGAAUGCAUUAAGGAAACUUCGUUUGUGGGCCCAGUCUUCAUCUUCUUCACUUACCUGCAGCAAUCAGUGCUGGGCCUGUCAUGUAGAUAAAUGUAUUAAAGGAAUGAAUAAGCAUUUAUGUCAAGAAACAAGAAACAGAACAAAGUCAAACCAACACAAGAGAAGCAAAGUACAAUUGAAAGUAGAAAUUAAGAGAUUAGACACUAGUAGACUUCCAAUGUUAAUGACUGUAUCUUGGCAGGUCUAAUCAAGGAAAAGAAAAUGAAAUAUAAACAUUCAGCAUUAUGAUAAAAGUGAUUACAGAUUAUCAAUAAAUUUUCCUUUUAAUUAUAAGGUAACACUGUAUGUACUAUAUGUAUUCCAAUAUAUGUAAAAAUACAGGUGGAUUACAUUUUCUUCUCUAUAAGUAUGUUAUCACAAUUGACUGUGCUCUAGAACCCACAGACCAACAAAUAAAUGUGUGUGUGUACGAAGUUCCUGUUUAAGGAAAAAAUCUGAUAGUUGUGUAGGUAAAAACCUUAAGAAUAGAUAAUCCUUAACAAGAUUUUACUAAUUAAUUUUACACAGGUGAAAUAAUCUGAUACAAAACUAGAUGAAGAUAAAGAGCAAAAUCUAGACCAACUUCACUUAUGAAAAUUCUAUUCUUCAUAAUUCUAAAUAGUUAUAUUUAGAAUUUCUUACAAAAUCAGUCUUCACUAAUAGGCCAGUGUUUUGCCUUUCCCAAGUACAAAGUAGCUCCAGAAGACCAGUGUUUAACCAACAUUCUCCACAAGUUUGCUUCAGAGAAUACUAGUCCUUGAUGAUAUUUUAAAAAAUAUAUCUGGGGAAAAACUGUAAAUGAAACAAAGGAUAAAGUAUCUACUUCUGGGGGAAAUCCGAGUACACAUUAUCAGCUUGUCGAAAGAUGUAUUAAAGAAAUUUUCAUUUAACAUAGUGUAUCUCAAAUUUACUUCAUUGUGCACUUCUCACUCCAAAUACCUUUUAACACCUUUAGAAUGUGAACCACUUUGGUAGAUGCUACCAUAACCACAAUGAAUGUCUUCAAGGAUGUCAUUUCAGACAUGGUGAGUGAUUGUGUUGGGAAGGGGUGAGGAAGGGCACUUUUCUUUUGCAGCUCACAUUAUACUCUGAAAGCAGCUUCCUGCUUGAAUGGAAGGCUAGUGAUUUUCUAUAGAAUGGAAAAGAUUCCAGCCUGGUGCUUGAUAAUGUAUGUAUUAAACAUGCUUAAAUAUUCUAUUAAACAGUGAUUAGGACAAAAUGAUUUUUCAUUGUAAUAAAAAUGCUAUAUUGAA